Sorghum bicolor (sorghum) is the source of this 1596-nucleotide messenger RNA. Its product is annotated as endonuclease 2. The record is from RefSeq and is a predicted model, not a curated record. Gene Ontology annotation, biological process: DNA catabolic process. Gene Ontology annotation, molecular function: nucleic acid binding; endonuclease activity. Lineage: Eukaryota; Viridiplantae; Streptophyta; Magnoliopsida; Poales; Poaceae.
CCCCAUGGAUGCAGCAGGCCGGCAGCGGCGUGCAGCUCCGGUACUUAAAAACGCAUUAGAAUUUAGAAGAAGUGGAGAGCAGUCUGAACACAAAGUCUGCAGAUUUCAACGUAGUGUGAGCGCGAUGAGCGUUCAUGGCCCGUAAUCCGACAGGAUAUCCGACAUUUGUGCCGUUGCCGUAUCCGGUCCAUCGCCCCAUGCCGACAAUCCGUCCGGAGAUCCCCCUCUCUCAUGGCAUUCCUCUUUUAAACCAGCUCUGCUGCUCCGACUCCGAUCCGUCGUCCCCCAGGACUCAGAAUUCAGAAAUCAGGAUGGCGGCCGCCGCAACGCUUCCGCUGCUGCUGCUCCUCCUCCUGCCGGCGCUCCCGGCUCCGUCGCACGCCUGGGGAGUCGACGGCCAUCUCACUGUCUGCCAGAUCGCACAGGGCCGUCUGAGUGACGCUGCGGCGGCGGCGGUGAAGGACCUGCUGCCGUCCUACGCGGGCAACAACCUGAGCAGCCUCUGCUCCUGGGCCGACGACGUCAAGUUGAGGUACCGGUGGUCGUCGCCGCUCCACUACAUCGACACCCCCGACGGCCUCUGCACCUACAGCUACGACAGGGACUGCAAGGACGAGGACGGCAUCAAGGGCCGCUGCGUCGCGGGCGCCAUCAACAACUACACCUCGCAGCUCCUCACCUACGGAACAUCUUCUACCCCUGAAUAUAACUUGACACAGGCGCUUCUUUUCCUUUCACACUUCAUCGGAGACAUACACCAGCCACUUCAUGUGGGAUUUACCUCUGACAGAGGAGGGAACACCAUCAACGUCCACUGGUACACAAGGAAGACUGUUCUACACCAUGUUUGGGACGCCAGCAUCAUCCAGACGGCUGAAGACGACUUCUAUGGAGACAGUGUGGCCGGUUAUAUCGACACCCUGAAGAAAAACAUAACGCAGGGAGAAUGGUCGGAGCAAGUGUCUAGCUGGGAAGCAUGCGACAAGAACCAGACUGCAUGUCCAGACAAAUAUGCAUCUGAGAGCAUCACCGCAGCAUGCGACUGGGCGUACAAGGGUGUCGAGGAAGAUUCAACCCUAGAAGAUCCUUAUUUCUCCAGCAGACUGCCGAUCGUCAACUUGAGGCUAGCACAAGGCGGCGUCAGAUUAGCCGCCACUUUGAAUAGGAUUUUUGGUUAAUGAUGAUGGGAUGCAUUCACUAUGAAAGAAUUAUGGAAUUGAAUGAUAUACAUAUAACUAUUGGUUUCUCAGCAAAAUUUGUCAGACAGUGACUUUGAGUGUGUUCAGCUUUUGAGUUUUCAUUAGUGCUGUGACUGUAAAUUUGGAUAAAUUCGCGGUCCGGACAAGCUGAAAAUCUACAAUCGCAGCCCUCUGUGGGCUACACAGCCUAACAGAAUUCGACGAGGGACAAAGGCCCAGAAGGCCGUGGUUAAACAGAAUCGUCGAACGCACAUCAUCGCACAUCACAACUGACACGGGCUUUAGGGCGGAGAAACUAGUUGCCGGAUUGUAGCAGGUCUGUAAAAGUCCACUAAAGAAAAAGCAGGCCUAUCAAAAUGUCUUGGAAAAAGUCAUUUUUUCCUCUUUGGGCCACUGA